Leptosia nina is the source of this 450-nucleotide messenger RNA. NCBI's taxonomy places the organism in Eukaryota, Metazoa, Arthropoda, Insecta, Lepidoptera, Pieridae. The record is from the annotation of a GenBank genome assembly.
AUGCAGUCCUCAGCAAAAUUUACGAUUUCCAUGUUCCUGAUAGCCACAGCAGUCGCAACUUCACAUAGCGGAACGAAACUGCGUCGCGACGGGGUUUUGAACCUUUAUCCUUUUCCAAGAGUCGGGCGUUCAUCACACCAGUCUUGGCAGAUACCCAUGAAUGAUCUAUUAGACGAAGACAAACGUCAGUUGUAUGCAUUUCCGAGGGUCGGAAGGUCUUACCCCAUGCAGAUGUCACCAGCCAGGUUGGAAGAGCUGCUCUUUGGCAGAAACCGUGGUUUCGUAAAACGAGAGAGCGAGAGUACAGACAGUACGGGAAUGUGGUUCGGCCCAAGAUUGGGAAGAGCAUUUCGCAGUGAAGAUGAUAUCUCUAGCUUAGACCAUAGCGAACCUGAAGAGUUAGAUUCGGAUCAAUCCAGUCGUGAGAAACGGGGGAUCAAACAGACAUAA